CCACCCCCACUGUCCCGCCUGCCUCCCCAGCUGCGUUCUCCGCUGCCCCGUCUGGCCGCCGGUGUCUGCUCCGCCGUUCCCUGCUCUGCCCCGCUCUCCCACACCCCGGACCCCGAAGCGCGUCUCCUCCUCGCACCGCCCCAGCUCCCGCAGCCCCGGUGAAUGCACGAAACGCCAACAUGACCGGCAUCGCCGCUGCUUCUUUCUUCUCCAAUUCCUGCAGGUUCGGGGGUUGCGGUCUCCAGUUCGAGUCUCUGGCCGAGCUCAUCGUCCAUAUCGAGGACAAUCACAUCGACACAGAUCCGCGGGUCCUGGAGAAACAGGAGCAGCAGCAGCCAACGUACCUGGCCCUGAGCUACAUCAACAGGUUCAUGACGGACGCAGCGCGGCGGGAGCAGGAGACCCUGAAGAAGAAGGCCACGCCCAAGCUGUCCCUGUCCAUCGCCGGAGGGGGCGUGUCCAGGAACAGCACGGCCACGCCCCCGCGCCACACCAGCGGCAACCUCACGCCCCCCGUCACCCCGCCCAUCACACCCUCCUCCUCCUUCCGAAGCAGCACGCCCACAGGUAAGACAGGCAGCGAGUACGAUGAGGAGGAGGUGGACUAUGAGGAGUCGGACAGCGACGAGUCCUGGACCACGGAGAGCGCCAUCAGCUCCGAGUCCAUCCUCAGCUCCAUGUGCAUGAACGGCGGCGAGGAGAAGCCCUUCGCCUGCCCCGUGCCCGGCUGCAAGAAGAGAUACAAGAAUGUGAACGGUAUCAAGUACCACGCCAAGAACGGCCACCGGACCCAGGUCCGCGUGCGCAAGCCCUUCAAGUGCCGCUGCGGGAAGAGCUACAAGACGUCCCAGGGCCUGAGGCACCACACCAUCAACUUCCACCCGCCCGUCUCCACCGAGAUCCUGCGCAAGAUCCAGGGCUAAGGCCCCCCCACAGCCCCUCCACCCCACCCCCAUCCCCAACCCCUCCACCUCCCUUACCCCCCCCCCCCCUCAACCCGCCGAGAUCGGAGCACUUGUGCCAAUCGACCCCACCGACCAACCUGCUCAAUGUAGCCCCCCUACCCUCCCCCCACCCCCCCCCCGAAACAAUAGACUUAAGGAUCAUGCUUGAGUGUGUUGUUCUAAGUGCAUGCUUUAAGUUUUUCUUUGGUCGUAGAGGGGAAAGAGGGCGUCCCAAUAUGUUCUUAUUCUUUCGUCCGUCGAGUGGUAUAACGUCUCAAAAUAAUGUUUUGUAUUUCAUCCAUGGUAUAUUGUAUUUUUGACAAAUUAUCUUUAUCUUUGUAGUUCAGUAUUGUACAUUUGCACAUUCAUAUAUGCUGUUGCAUUGUUU
Molecule: messenger RNA, 1332 nt
Organism: Gadus macrocephalus (Pacific cod)
Lineage: Eukaryota; Metazoa; Chordata; Actinopteri; Gadiformes; Gadidae
Product: juxtaposed with another zinc finger protein 1
Exons: 5
Coding region: 180-923 (247 amino acids)
Cellular component (GO): nucleus
Source: RefSeq, a predicted model, not a curated record